Molecule: messenger RNA, 577 nt
Organism: Solanum tuberosum (potato)
Lineage: Eukaryota; Viridiplantae; Streptophyta; Magnoliopsida; Solanales; Solanaceae
Product: periaxin-like
Exons: 1
Coding region: 20-577 (185 amino acids)
Source: RefSeq, a predicted model, not a curated record
UUCUAAGAUUUGCAGAUAAAUGGCUCAGCGUUAUUACUUAUCUUCUCUUUUACUACUUGCAUUUCUCAAUUUAUUCUUCAUUUAUUGCAACAUAACUGGAGCAACUGCACGACACCUUCUAGAGACGCCCCUCUCUGAGAUACCUAAACCAGAACUCCCCAAAGUGCCAGCGUUGCCAAAGCCUGAAAUCCCAACUGUGCCGAAACCUGCUGAGCUUCCAACUAUAUCAAAGCCUGAGAUCCCCGCUGUUCCAAAGGCUGAGCUACCAACUUUCCCGAAGCCCCAGUUACCAACUUUGCCAAAGCCUAAUAUGCCUGAGAUUCCCACAAUGCCAAAACUAGAGUUUCCUCCCUUGAAAAUGUCAAAAAUCCCAGCAGUUCCAAAGACUGAGGUUCCUCCGGCUAUGAAAAAGCCUGAUGUUCCAACUUUACCAAAGCUCGAGCUACCGAGUGUGCCAAAGCCAGAAAUUCCAGAACUACCAAAGCCAAAGGUCCCAAAACUUCCAAAUUCCAGAACUAUCAAAGCCAAAAGUCCCAGAACUUCCAAAGCUAAAAGUUCCAACAAUGCCAAAGCUUGA